Messenger RNA from Cynoglossus semilaevis (tongue sole), 900 nucleotides. RefSeq names its product cytochrome P450 4V2-like. The record is from RefSeq and is a predicted model, not a curated record. Bases 258 to 749 code for a protein of 163 amino acids. NCBI's taxonomy places the organism in Eukaryota, Metazoa, Chordata, Actinopteri, Pleuronectiformes, Cynoglossidae. The transcript is spliced from 3 exons. Gene Ontology annotation, molecular function: iron ion binding; oxidoreductase activity, acting on paired donors, with incorporation or reduction of molecular oxygen; heme binding.
CAGCCUUUCAACCGACAACAUAGCUCUCCGCUGAUUGGCAGGAGAUAUAGUAGUAGCAUUGGCAUCGGGGCCUUUUUACCCACAUCUGUUAUCACAUAAAGCAAAACAAACACAUAGCGUGUGUGCGGUUCUUUUAUCUACACCAAGGGUCGGAAAACAAGUAGGGAAGAGGUGAGCAGAGGGAGGCUGGCGCUGGAACACGAUCUUUCCUCCUGUUAUCGGUAGGUGACAGACCUAAUCGGGUGUUUUCCCUGUAAAUGUUCCAAGGUUCAUCGGACCGCCCCGUAAACACGGACGACCUGAAGAAACUGAAGUACCUGGAGUGUGUGAUCAAGGAGGCUCUGCGCCUCUUCCCCUCCGUGCCUUUCUUCGCACGCACCAUCUGCGAGGACUGUCAUAUCAAGGGUUUUAAGAUUCCCAAAGGCGCCAAUGCCAUCAUUGUCACAUAUGCGCUUCACCGAGACCCACGAUAUUUCCCUGAGCCUGAGGAGUUCCGGCCUGAACGGUUCUUACCGGAGAAUUCCGUAGGCAGGCCUCCCUACGCCUACAUCCCCUUCUCUGCUGGACUCCGCAACUGCAUUGGUCAGCGGUUUGCCCUGAUGGAAGAAAAAGUGGUUCUAUCCUCCAUUCUGCGGAAGUUUACCAUCCAGUCGCUGCAGACGCGAGAGGAGCUGCAACCCAUAGGAGAGCUCAUCCUCAGACCAGAGAAAGGCAUCUUGAUCAAACUGGAGAGGAGGGAGACUUCCUGAAAGCAACUCCCGCGCACAGAUGUCUAACCCCUGAGAUGAGAUGUUCUUUAAAGGUCUUCAUUUUACUCAGUUUCACCUUUCUUUUUGAAGGUGAUUUUGUUUUUUUUUUACUUUUUAUGGCUUACGUUACUAUGAAAGUAAAAAAUAUGAU